This is a messenger RNA of Soboliphyme baturini, 486 nucleotides long. The record is from the annotation of a GenBank genome assembly. Lineage: Eukaryota; Metazoa; Nematoda; Enoplea; Dioctophymatida; Soboliphymatidae.
AUGGUUGUCAUAUUCGCGUUAUGCUGGAUUCCGUUCAACGUCCUCAACCUCCUUCGUGACUUACAGCCUGGAUCGAUUGAUACGAAGUCGUAUUUCAUUUUUCUUUUCAUCCUGGCUCAUCUGAUUUCUAUGAGCGCCACUGGAUGGAACCCUAUUCUUUACGCGUGGAUGAACGAAAACUUCCGGCGGGAGUUCAAAUUCGUAUUACCAUGUUUCAGAACCGUCCCAAAGCGGACCACCGUCUGCAGGUCUACAUUUCGGGACAGCGAAGCGCCUCACGACGAGGAAACACCUCUAAGAAAUGCCAAGGACAAUGAGUACAAUAAGUCGAAUGCCCUCACACGAAACUUUUCAGACGGUGGUAACCAGCAUAAGGUGGCCGAAAACGAGAAAAACAGCAAAUUCGUGGACGUCGCCGAGUCUGUGGGACAUAUCCUGGCCAAUAGCGCCAUUGAGGAUCAGCGAGACCAUCGUUUUGACUUGUAG